Molecule: messenger RNA, 978 nt
Organism: Coprinopsis cinerea okayama7#130
Lineage: Eukaryota; Fungi; Basidiomycota; Agaricomycetes; Agaricales; Psathyrellaceae
Exons: 2
Coding region: 1-978 (325 amino acids)
Source: RefSeq, a predicted model, not a curated record
AUGCUACUCAAUACCUCGCCUGCGCUGCAGGGGCUAACAGCCUUGGAGUCCCAGACCUUGCUGGAUUACGCUUCUUCAAGGCUACGCCAUUGCGCAGAAACCCUGACAGGUCGUUCAGAGUCUAUCAAGAAAACCCCUGGAUUGUUUGAAAGUUGCUGGAAUCAGUUGAAGAUCGAUAUCAGGAGUGCGAACACUACACUCAUUCUUCAGUCCAUCGUGAACAUUACCCACCCUGAUGUCAUCACACCGCCAUCCUUCCUUGUGAAAAUCACUCGCCUUUUGGUUUCUGGUGGAAUCGACAGCCUCCAAGACGUAGCAUCAGCCGCUCGCGACAGGCAGCCUCCCCUCCGUGACCAUUUCCGUCCUACAAUUUGCCUGUGGUGGUGCAACUUCAAGACUUUGAGCCCCAUCACCCCUGUCUCGUUAUCGGUGCGCGAUGUCGUGGACGCGUUCCGGGGAGAGACACCGCAAGCCUGGCUGACCUACACCUAUCCGAUGAUGCUUCUGAAGGGGUGCGACGUUUCGAGUCUCGCUCCUCUCUCGGAGACCUUUUCAGUGGUCGAGGAGCGAAUGACGACAGCGGAGACGGAGUUGCGGAGUGCGUUGGAGGCCAUCGACUUCUUCAGGGUGAAGUGUAGCAGCCUCAAGCCUCUGUUGGCGGUGAGGCUCGAAGAUCCAAGUGCUUGGGUACCGUACGAACGGCCAUCGCAAAGCUCACAAUGUGAGCUUCUGCCUCCCAGGGACGAGACAAUUGUGUACAGCCACGAGGAGGAUUCGGAGUGGGUUCCUCCUCCACCAUCUCCACCGGGGUGGGGUCGGUCUUCAGACAGCGCUUGGGAUGCUGUGGUUCCUCACCUGCGCUGGCCAUCUCCCAGCCAUACCUGGGAGUGCGAAGAGAAGUCUGGGUCCCCUACCCGGAAGGAUGCUGAGGAUGGGAUGGAGGGAAUGGUCGAGGAGUUCAGGGGGCUGGAAACUUAG